AUGGUUCCGCCCGUCUCCGAGUCUGCCGCGCCGCGACCGGGGGCCACCCAUUCUCUCCUCUCCUCUCCUCUUCUCUCUCCCCUCCUCCUCGUCCCCGCAGCCGCUGUCGUUGUCGCUUUCACGCCCACGCCAACCCAGCCCUCUGCCCGACUCGCGCCACGCCUCGCGUCCCACCAUUCACACGCACGCAUCCCGUCCACCUUCGCCGUACCCCCUCCCCCCUGCGCACCACCACCCCCUGCUGCCCCUGCUGCCCCUGCUCCCUCCCUCCCACCACUCCCCGGCCAGCGGCGAGCCCACUUUACGUGUCUCGCCCGUACCGCCCCCAUCGAUCGUCCUUAUCCGUCACAUCACCACCUGGCCAAGCCCGCAAAGGCAAGUCUCCCUUGCGCGUCUCACCAGCCGCUCUUUCCCCCGCAUCUGCUCUGUUCGCCCUCCCAGCGCUAUCCCUUCCCGGGAAGCUGCCCUCAUCCCCGGCAGAUCGGCCAGGCCGAGCCACAUCUAGCGACGCCUCAUGGCCCCGAGUCUAACCCAGCGUCUGCUGCGUUGUUUUCAUUUCCCUUGCCGGCUGUCCGCGUCUCCAUCUCCCUCUUUGUCCUCUCUUUUCCCCUUCUGCCCCAGCUGACGCUCGCUAUAUUCCCUGCCCCUUCGUAUUGUUCCGAUCAAUACUCCAUAUGCACCCGCAGCCUGCGACGAGCCUUGCGCUGCUCUUCUAUCUUCUGUCAGUCUGCACAAUGA
Fibroporia radiculosa is the source of this 738-nucleotide messenger RNA. RefSeq lists its product as uncharacterized. The record is from RefSeq and is a predicted model, not a curated record. Bases 1 to 738 code for a protein of 245 amino acids. The transcript has a single exon. NCBI's taxonomy places the organism in Eukaryota, Fungi, Basidiomycota, Agaricomycetes, Polyporales, Fibroporiaceae.